ACUGAUGCUAUCGAAAGCAUAAUCACAACCCAAACCACCAGCGAAACGCGAAUAACGGGAGAUUAUAAAAACUAUCUAUUAAAUAAAACCUUGUUAAAAAGUGUAUAUUAGUGAAAGAAAAUAUGAAUUUUAAAUUUUCUACAUUCAUUGCUGUCGCAUUAACCAUUUUGGUCUGUGCCGCUGCAGCACCAGGACGCCACACAAAUCCGCCCACAGUACGUCCACAACCUCCGCCACGUCCAAUACGUGUACGUCGCGGUGUUGCCACCGCCGGUGCGGUUGCCACAAAUGCCAAUGGGGGACACGAUGUUAGACUGGAAGCUGCUAAGGGUAUCGGCACACCAAAUGUCAAUGUGAUUGCGAGCGUUGGUGCGGCGGGCAACACCAAAGGUGGACCGGUCACUACUAGCGGCAGUUUGGCCGCAAAUCUUCACGGUCUCGGCGCCUCCAUCACUAAGGAGCAUACACCCGGUUUUGGUAGCACGCUGACGAAGAGUGCCAGCGCCAAUGUCCUUUUAAAUCAAAACAAUCGUUUGGAUGGUUCUGUUUUCAAGUCGAACACCAAGUUGGAGAAUGGUUUUGGAUUUGAGAAGAAUGGUGGUUCGUUAGCUCUGAGCAAUGCUGGCGGUCAUGGUAUAUCCAUUGCUAAGGAGACCAUUCCAGGUUUUAGUAACUCACUAACAAAGUCAGCACAUGCCACACUCUUUAAUUCGGGUCCACACAGCGUAGGCGCCAGUGUGUUUGAUGCCAAGAAGUCUUUCGAUUUUGGUCCUACCAUUCGUGAAACAGGUGGCAACCUCAAUUGGGCGCAUUCUGGUGGUCAUGCGGCUAAUUUGGGUCUAUCUAAAGUGCAUGACUUCGGUACGAAAUUCAACUAUGGCGCCAGUUCCAAUCUCUUCACCUCUGCCGAUCGUCAAACGAAAUUGAACUUCAAUGCUGGUGGUUCUCGUUGGUUGAAUGGUCCGCUAAGUGGCAGAAAUGACUUCAACACCGGUUUCGGUCUUUCGCAUAGCUUCCCUAACUGGGGUUAAGACAGAUUGCAGUGAAUACUUCAUAUUUAAAUUAAUUAUUUAUUCUUAUCUUGUAAUUAUUUAGAGUAUUCUUAUAAUAAAUAAUGCGAAAUAUAAUUGAAAA
Messenger RNA from Zeugodacus cucurbitae (melon fly), 1134 nucleotides. Its product is annotated as attacin-B-like. Gene Ontology annotation, biological process: defense response to bacterium. The transcript is spliced from 2 exons. Gene Ontology annotation, cellular component: extracellular region. NCBI's taxonomy places the organism in Eukaryota, Metazoa, Arthropoda, Insecta, Diptera, Tephritidae. The record is from RefSeq and is a predicted model, not a curated record. Bases 123 to 1031 code for a protein of 302 amino acids.